AGCUCUUGGAUUAAAUGAUCUGGCAGCCAGGCAGAAGGAAGCAAUCUACAUAAUGACAGGCCAUAACUGCUGGGGAUAUGGGCAGAAAGAUGGACCUUCUCUAUGGUACAAGUCCUAUCCCAUUGCCCGAGGCAGCCGUCAGUCUCCGAUUGAUAUCAUCCCCACGCAAGCUAUCUAUGACCCCAGUUUGAAGCCUCUCUGUAUUUCCUAUGAAUCAGGUUCCUCUCUUGACAUCUCCAACAAUGGGCAUUCAGUCAUGGUGGAUUUCAAGGAUCUUGAUGACAAAACAGCUAUCAGUGGAGGCCCCUUGGAAAAUCCUUAUAGGCUGAAGCAAUUCCAUUUUCAUUGGGGGACAAGCCAGAAUGCUGGAUCUGAACAUACCAUUAAUGGGAAGUCUUUCCCUUGCGAGCUCCAUUUAGUUCACUGGAAUGCCAAGAAGUACGCAACAUUUGGAGAAGCUGCAGCAGCCCCAGAUGGCUUGGCGGUGGUUGGUGUUUUCUUAGUGGUUGGAGAAGAACAUCCUUCUAUGAACAGACUGACUGAUGCCUUCUAUAUGGUCAAAUUUAAAGAAACAAAAGCUGAGUUCACAUCUUUCAACCCAAGCACCCUUCUGCCCCCCUGCCUAAAUUAUUGGACAUAUCCUGGAUCUUUGACGACACCACCUCUCAGCGAGACCGUCACCUGGAUAGUGCUGAAGGAAGCUAUCCAAGUAUCCGAGAAACAGAUGGAGAAAUUCAGAACUCUCCUUUUUACAACAGAGGAAGAUGAAAAGAUCCCAAUGGUGAAUAAUUUCCGGCCCCCUCAGCCUCUUAAGGGAAGGGUUGUUCGUGCAUCCUUCAAGGUGUAAGAACGGAUGGAAAGGAGAAGGCAGAACGUGCAAAGAGAUUCUAAAGCAGCAGACAUAAGACUUUGAUUUUCAUCGUGGGCUUUAAAAUGCCACAGCAAGGAGGCAGCAGGACAUCUACUGACAUGAUUCCAAACUCAAGAUAUCUUGGGAAGCAUCCAUACCACUCCAAGCUUCCUCAGAAGUGGUUUUUAAGAAUGUGGGUUCUCCCUCUUUUUUCCUUCCUUCCUUCCUUCCUUCCUUCCUUCCUUCCUUCCUUCCUUC
Python bivittatus (Burmese python) is the source of this 1108-nucleotide messenger RNA. RefSeq names its product carbonic anhydrase 7 (gene CA7). Lineage: Eukaryota; Metazoa; Chordata; Lepidosauria; Squamata; Pythonidae. Gene Ontology annotation, biological process: regulation of intracellular pH. The record is from RefSeq and is a predicted model, not a curated record. Gene Ontology annotation, molecular function: zinc ion binding; carbonate dehydratase activity. Gene Ontology annotation, cellular component: cytoplasm.